Molecule: messenger RNA, 492 nt
Organism: Fusarium coffeatum
Lineage: Eukaryota; Fungi; Ascomycota; Sordariomycetes; Hypocreales; Nectriaceae
Exons: 2
Coding region: 1-492 (163 amino acids)
Source: RefSeq, a predicted model, not a curated record
AUGCUCAAAAGCACGAAUAUUGGUGAUGCUUCAAAGGAUUACAACAUGCGACAGAAGACACUGCGGCUUCGCAUAUUCAAAUGCCUCGCUUUGUUAACCGCGUAUCCCGUCUGUCUGGUGAGAGAAGAAAGCGGAAAGCUCUCCGUAGACGUGGACAGCUAUUGUGUAGAAGCUGCACGCCAGCUCGAGGAGCUAUACUCUGUUCAACAGGAUGAGUCCCUGCCACAGAAUUCGUCGCAGCACACAGAGUUGACCCCUGAAUCUUCUGUUAACGACAACUCAAAUGCCGAACACGUCCAUUUCUUCGAGGCCUUCUCAUUGCAACUUGAGAUGGAAUGUCGCAACUCACGUCCAAAAACCAAGUUCUCGCCUCUAGUUACUCAACAGAUCAUCACAAGCAUCCGCCAGAUUCUUGAAAACUUGAUUGAUGACCACCAACUGGAUAAUGCCAGAUCUCCCAUCGUCCGUAGGUUGCUCUCCUCCCCACAGUAG